This is a messenger RNA of Pygoscelis adeliae (Adelie penguin), 2004 nucleotides long. RefSeq names its product solute carrier organic anion transporter family, member 1A2 (gene SLCO1A2). Gene Ontology annotation, molecular function: protein binding; bile acid transmembrane transporter activity. Gene Ontology annotation, biological process: transmembrane transport; sodium-independent organic anion transport; bile acid and bile salt transport. Gene Ontology annotation, cellular component: membrane. The record is from RefSeq and is a predicted model, not a curated record. The transcript has 14 exons. Lineage: Eukaryota; Metazoa; Chordata; Aves; Sphenisciformes; Spheniscidae.
AUGAAAGAAGCUGAGAAGCCACGUGCAGGGGACAAAUUCUGCUGCAUUUCCAAGCUGAAGGUAUUUCUGCUGGCACUAUCACUUGCAUUUGUUGGUAAAACGAUGUCUGGUGCUUACAUGAACAGCAUGUACACCCAGAUAGAGAAACAAUUUAAUAUUCCGGCUUCUUUAGUGGGGAUCAUUAAUGGAAGCUCUGAAAUUGGCAACUUGCUGCUGAUAGCGUUUGUGAGUUACUUUGGAGCAAAGCUUCACAGACCCAGAAUAAUUGCUUUGGGCUGCACAAUUCUGUCAUUUGGAUGCCUUUUGAUAUCAUUUCCUCAUUUCCUAUUUGGAAGGUAUCGUAUUGAAAGCAGUAUUUCACCAUGGGAUAAUUUUUCAGUCAUGUCUCUGUGCCUUGUUAAUCAAAGCUUGUUCUCUUUACCUACAGAGGAACCAUCAACAGAAUGUGAAAAAGAGCAUGGGUCCUUGCUGUGGAUAUUUGUGAUGGUUGGAAACAUAGUACAAGGAAUGGGUGAAGCUCCCAUCAUGCCUUUAGGCAUUUCAUAUUUGGAGGAUUUUGCCAAACCAGAGAAUUCACCUUUCUACGUGGGAUGUCUACAUACAGCAACUGUAAUUGGCCCUUUCCUUGGUUUCUUGUUGGCAUCAUUCUGUGCAGAACUGUUUCUUGAUCUGGGAUCAGUAGAUGCAGAGGACAUAACUAUAAAAGCUACUGAUGCCCACUGGCUUGGAGCAUGGUGGCUGGGCAUUUUGAUUUGUGCAUCACUGAAUCUUCUCGCAGGAAUACCUUUUUGGUUUUUGCCCAAGUCACUUGUGAAGGAAGAAGAAACCAAUGAACCUGAGGAGACAAGUAAAAAAAGUGUAGUACUCUUGCAAGAAAAUCAUAAAAAUGAAGCCAAACAGACCAUGUAUGAAAUUGCUAAAGAUGUCAUCCCGUUCCUCAAGGCUCUGUUUCACAACCCAGUUUAUAUGUUAUUUAUAUGCAUAACGGUGUUACAGUUCAGUGCCUUCAAUGGCAUGAUAUCCUUCAUGCCCAAAUAUUUGGAACAGCAGUUUGGAAAAUCUGCGUCGGAUGCCAUCUUCUUAAUUGGUAUAUUUGCAUUUUGCUUUGCUGUGUGUUUUUACAACUUACCAGUUAUAUGCGUUGGGUAUUUUUUUGGAGGCUUAUUCAUGAAGACAUUAAAGAUAAAUAUCUGUCAGGCUGUGAACACAGCAUUUUGGAUAUCUUUACUGGAAUACCUUCUCUACUUUGCUGCCUAUCGGACUGUCUGUGAUACUUCACCAGUUGCUGGCCUAACAGUUUCCUAUGAAAGACUAGAGCAAGUUUCAUAUGCAGAAAAUACUCUACUAGCUGACUGCAACAGGGAUUGUGAUUGCCCGCUUAAAAUAUGGGACCCAGUUUGUGGGAACAAUGGAAUCACAUAUGUGUCACCUUGUCUUGCUGGGUGUAAAGCCUCAAGAGGAACUGGAAAAACUGUGGUAUUUGAAAACUGCACCUGUGUUGCAGCCUCGGGGUUUUCAUCUCAAAAUGUCUUUGCAAUUCUGGGCCAGUGUGAUGGAGAAGAAAACUGUGACAAGAUGCUUCAUUAUUUUUGAAUAUUGUCAUUAGUCUGCAGCUUCAUUUUUUCCUUAGCAGCCGUGCCUGGGUACAUGGUCUUAAUAAGGUCUCUAAAGCCUGAAGAAAAGUCAUUUGGAGCGGGUAUCCAUGGACUAGCUUCAAAAGUAUUUGCUGGAAUUCCAUCUCCCAUUUAUUUUGGAGUUUUGAUAGAUACCACUUGCUUGAAGUGGGGUACUAUGACUUUUGGCGGUGAAGGAGCAUGUAGGAUGUACGACAUUGUCACAUAUAGGUGGCUCUAUCUUGGCCUGCCAGCAAUAUUACGUGGAGCGUCCUAUAUCCCAAGAGCACUAAUUCUCCUAAUUUUAAAGAAGAAACUUAAAUCUGAAAGCCAAGUCUUAUUAAAUGCACCAGUAGAAAUGCAGGAUAAAGUACAAGAAGCAUUGAAAUAG